AUGUCCCAUUCAACAAUAUCCCUCCCAUCCUCAAACGCGCCCUCGCGCUCCCGCACCCCAAUCCCCGACCUCCUUCCUCGCCCCUCCGCGCCACCAUCCCCGGCUCGCCCAAUACACCUACCCCCGCCAACAUGCGCCGCAUCUCCAGCACCAGCCCGCUGGGUGUCCCCGCCUGCGGGUGGCGAGCGGCAAAAGACGCGUGCGAGGGACUUGUUGAGGAAGCACUACGGCCUGGGCGUGGGCCCGCCGCCGCCACUCGGUGGGCCGGCGAGGGUUGCGGACCCGAUGGACUUGGACUCGUCGGCGUUCGACGCGAAGGCGUACUACGGGCAGCUGAUUACGACAAGCUCGCUGCCCUCGCUGCUCAAGCGCGAGAACGAGCUCCUCUCCGAGAUGCGCGAGCUCGACAGCGAGCGCCAGAGCCUCGUGUACAACCACCACCACGAGCUCAUCGCUGCUAGUGACACUAUCGCCGCGAUGAAGUCCCGCGCGGACCACCUGGAUGCGGACCUCGACCUGCUGAGGGCAGCGUUCUCCGAGAUAUCACGUCUGUCGACGGAGAUCACAGGACGAGACUCGUAG
Fomitopsis serialis is the source of this 582-nucleotide messenger RNA. RefSeq names its product Vps51/Vps67-domain-containing protein. Gene Ontology annotation, biological process: lysosomal transport; endocytic recycling; Golgi vesicle transport. The record is from RefSeq and is a predicted model, not a curated record. The transcript has 4 exons. Bases 1 to 582 code for a protein of 193 amino acids. Gene Ontology annotation, cellular component: GARP complex; membrane; EARP complex. NCBI's taxonomy places the organism in Eukaryota, Fungi, Basidiomycota, Agaricomycetes, Polyporales, Fomitopsidaceae.